AUGGUCUCUUUCCUUGGCUACCUCGGGAUCGGAGGCUCCGCUCCCGCAAAGGCGGAGAACUCCACUGUGCGCGCUUUGCCUGGCUCAUGGUACACCUCGCAGGAGAUGUACGAGCUCGAGCGACGUGCCAUCUUCUCACGCAAGUGGCUCCUAAUCACACACUCGCUCCGUCUCAAGAACCCCGGCGAGUGGCUGCGCUAUGAGAUGGCCGGAUUCGACUUCAUCCUCUCUUGCGACCGCGGCGGCAACAUCCACGCCUUCCACAACGUCUGUAGGCACCGUGCCUACCCGGUCGUCGAAGAACAGAAGGGCACCGCGAAGAUCUUCGCCUGCCGAUAUCAUGGCUGGUCCUACGGACUCAAUGGCAAGCUCGCCAAGGCCCCCGGUUAUCAAGACAUGCCCGACUUCGACAAGAACCAGAAUGGCCUCUUCCCCAUCCAUGUCCGCAUCGACACCAACGGCUUCGUCUGGGUGAACCUCGACGCCAAGGAGGAGCCCGAGGUCGACUGGGAGGAGGACUUCGACGGCAUCGACCGCCAGGCGCGCUUCAAGGAGUUCAACUUCGACGACUACGCGUUCGACCACACCUGGGAGAUGGACGGCAAGUACAACUGGAAGAUCCUCGCCGACAACUACAACGAGUGCUACCACUGCAAGACCACUCACCCCGACAUCCCAUCCAUUGCCAACCUCGAGACGUACGAUGUGUUUCCUAGGAAAUACGCCAUCCCGCACGAUGCUUCUACGACUGAGGAGCAGCGAACCGAGGGCUUGACGAUCGCUAGCACGUACUACUUGCCGAACGCGUCCAUGACUGUCACCCCCCACUUCUUCUUUAUGCAGAAGUUCAUGCCUAGCGGCCCCUCCCAGUCCAAGAUGUACUACGAAGUCUACCGCAACAAGUCAUCCUCGGAGGAAGACUUCCAGCGAAUCUCUCAGAUGUACAAGCGCAUCAUGUCCGAGGACAAGGUGCUCUGCGAGGGCGCCCAGAAGAACAUCAACUCGGGUAUCUUCACCAACGGCGAGAUGCACCCCAAGAUGGAGAAAGGUCCCCUCUACUUCCAGAAGAUGGUUCGCGAGACGGUGGUCGCGCACCACGAGCGCGAGAAGAAGGAGGGACGCGAGAUCUGGCCCGCCCGCCCGGAGAUGAAGGGCAAUGGGACUGAGGUCAGCAAGGAGGACUUGGAGUUCUGCAGUGGGCUCGCAUGUGGCGAGAAGCGGGACAGCCUUGUCUGGUAA
This is a messenger RNA of Trematosphaeria pertusa, 1239 nucleotides long. RefSeq names its product ISP domain-containing protein. Bases 1 to 1239 code for a protein of 412 amino acids. The record is from RefSeq and is a predicted model, not a curated record. Gene Ontology annotation, molecular function: 2 iron, 2 sulfur cluster binding; iron ion binding. The transcript is spliced from 2 exons. Lineage: Eukaryota; Fungi; Ascomycota; Dothideomycetes; Pleosporales; Trematosphaeriaceae.